This is a messenger RNA of Amoebophrya sp. A25, 219 nucleotides long. Lineage: Eukaryota; Dinophyceae; Syndiniales; Amoebophryaceae. The record is from the annotation of a GenBank genome assembly.
CUUGGCCCUGGGACCGGGUAAACCGCAAUUUCAAGUAACGGUUCCGAGCGCAAUGAGCACGUUAGUGGAGCACAGGUCCAAUGAGUCCCUCACGGACCUGCUGUGGCAGUGCUACAAUGCGGGAGCUAAAGCGGAUCUCCUUUUUGCGCUAGCCAUGAGCGAGUUGGGAAUGCGGUUCCCUGGACUGGUUUCACUCGACCAGAUCUACGAUGUGGUGUA